This is a messenger RNA of Cucurbita moschata (crookneck pumpkin), 1398 nucleotides long. RefSeq names its product peroxisomal (S)-2-hydroxy-acid oxidase GLO4-like. The record is from RefSeq and is a predicted model, not a curated record. Lineage: Eukaryota; Viridiplantae; Streptophyta; Magnoliopsida; Cucurbitales; Cucurbitaceae. The coding region runs from base 1 to 1254 and encodes 417 amino acids. Gene Ontology annotation, molecular function: FMN binding; oxidoreductase activity. The transcript has 11 exons.
AUGAAAAUGUCUACUCGACCCAUGAACGUGGUUGAAUUGAAAAGAUUGGCUAUACAGAAACUUCCAAAUAUGUGUUACCAGUGCCACGCAGGCGUGCCACGAGGAACAGAUGAGGCCAAUGCAUUAGCCCAUGGUGCCCACCCUGUCCUUGGUAAUUCUUCUUCUAAACCAGUGAACGUGAAUGAGUUCGAAGAAUUGGCUCGGUUGGCACUUCCAAAAAUGUACUAUGAUUACUACGCUGGGGGAGCCGAGGACGAACACACGCUUAGAGACAACAUACAAGCUUUCCAUAGAAUCACGAUUCGGCCUCGAGUUCUGGUGGAUGUGAGCCAAGUUGAUAUGUCAACCACCAUAUUGGGCUAUCCCAUCUCUGCACCUAUCCUCCUUGCUCCCACUGCUUCGCACAAGUUGGCUAUCCCGGAAGGAGAACAAGCCACAGCCAGAGCAGCCGCUGCCGCCAAAACAAUAAUGAUUCUGUCAUACUCUUCCUCCUGUUCAAUAGAGGAAGUUGCCUCCAGCUGCAACGCUGUCCGUUUCUUCCAAUUAUAUAUCUUCAAGAGACGUGAUAUCUCAGCUCUCCUAGCACAAAGAGCCGAGAGACAUGGAUACAAAGCAAUUGUCCUAACAGCUGAUACUCCUCGACUAGGUAGAAGGGAGGCCGACAUAAAGAACAAGAUGAUUUAUCCCCCAGAGAAGAAUCUUGAAGGCCUCAUAUCAAUUAACAUUCAAUGUGUGGAUCAAGGUUCAAAGUUAGAAACUUUUGCCAACCAGAUGAUGGAUGCGUCUCUGCGGUGGGAAGAUAUAAGGUGGUUGAGAUCAAUUACUAGUUUGCCAAUUCUGAUAAAGGGGAUUCUCACUCAUGAAGAUGCAACUAGAGCAGUGGAAGCUGGUGUUGAUGGAAUUAUUGUCUCUAAUCAUGGAGCUCGUCAACUAGACUUUGCUCCUGCCACUGUUUCUGUCCUUGAAGAGGUUGUUGAUGCUGUGAAGGGCAAAGUUCCUGUGCUCUUAGACGGAGGGGUGCGGCGAGGUACAGAUGUGUUUAAGGCACUAGCCCUUGGUGCCCAGGCAGUGCUAAUAGGGAGACCAGUUCUGUUUGGGCUGGCAGCAAAGGGAGAAGGAGGGGUAAGAACAGUGCUGGAGAUGCUGAAGAAUGAGUUGGAGACUAGUAUGGCACUUGCUGGGUGCCCGUGCAUCAGGGACAUUACUAGAAGCCAUGUCAGGACAGAGCAUGAUAGGCUGCCGUCAAUGCUUUGAUGUGCUUGCUUGAUAGCAAAAGCAACAGAUUCCAGAAAUUUGAAGGGGUGGGAAUAGUGGAAAGGAAUGAGUAACUCAAAAUUCAGUUCAUGUUUUCAAAUAUUUGAAAAUUUAUGAUGAAUAAAGUUUACUUAUGAUUUGAGC